Molecule: messenger RNA, 835 nt
Organism: Nicotiana tabacum (common tobacco)
Lineage: Eukaryota; Viridiplantae; Streptophyta; Magnoliopsida; Solanales; Solanaceae
Source: RefSeq, a predicted model, not a curated record
UGCAAAUUACUUGAAAGUCAUCUUCUUUCUCUCUUUGGCAUUGUUCCAUCUUUCUUUUUUUCUCUCACAAACAUUACAUUUAAGUUUGUGAGAGGAAGAAAGAGAAGGUUUCAAGCCUCAUUUGCUAAUACAAAGACAAGUUAAAAAAGAAAAAAAAAAAUAUGGGGGCUUGUGCUAGUGUACCAAAGGGAAUGAGGGCUGAGGCAAUGGCAGCUCCUCCACCGGAGCAACCGAAGGAGGAGAACACCACCUCCGCCACCACCACCACCGCACCUGAGGUGGUGGAGGUGACAGAAGGUAGUGACAAUGCCGAGCCAAAGGAGGAUGAGAAGGUGGCUGAAGAGAAAGAUGCUGACAACAAGCACCAAUCUCUAGGAUCUUUGCUCGACGAGAGCGAAGCAGCCAAGGAGUCAGAUAAAGAUGAGAAGAGCUCAGACACUAAUGCUGAAACCAAAGAAUCAAAGGAUGAGGAGCUUCCAAUAUCAGAUGCAGCUGUUGCACAAGCCUCUUCUUAAUAAAAUGCCUACAUUAUUUGUUGGUUCUUCAGAGGCAAGCUCAAAUGUGGUGAAAUGGAAAGAAAACUUAUAGGAACUUUACAUGUUUUUUUGGUGGAUAUAUGUUUAGAAAUAUCUAUAUUUUCCAUGGGAUAUUUCAUAUUGUUGGAGUUCUCUUCUUCUUAUGUUGAAUGCUUUUGUUAGUCUUUCCAAUCACUCGCACAGUACAUUUAAGUCGCCAACUAUCUUUUCUCUCACCAUUCAUCUGUAGUUUUCCAUACACUUAUAGCUACUCUUAUCUGGUUGUAACAUGUUAUAUACCAUAUUUUUCAAAUUACCAA